Molecule: messenger RNA, 309 nt
Organism: Cylindrotheca closterium
Lineage: Eukaryota; Bacillariophyta; Bacillariophyceae; Bacillariales; Bacillariaceae
Source: the annotation of a GenBank genome assembly
AUGCAUUUCAAGGAACGAUUCUUGAGACAGGCUGAAGUCCUGCAAGAUCUAUAUGGCGUGGCCUGGUUCCAAGAUUUUGCAGUCAAGACAAAAGCAUAUGCUGCUAUUGCUAGCACCGAUACUGCUGCUCAAAACAAGUUCAAGGAUGAUAUCUUUGAAGCCGUUCUUGCAACAGGAUUUCUAUGCAACAGCAAUCGAACAAGAACAGCUCCUCUGAUGCUGGAUCUUCAGACAAACUAUUUAAGUCGGACCACAUGGGACUCUGGAUUGACAUUGACCUGGAAGCGACUCUGGGGGCCCCACUGGUGA